GGUGUUACGUUUGCCGAAUACGAAUCUUUUUCUCUCUUCCUGAACAAUUUGAAGGAAUUCACGGCAGCAGUGCGCCUCUAUACGUUGGCUAAUAUCCCGGUAUCGCAGAUGGAAUUUCGACGAGUGGUCCGCGCUUCAACGGGACACAAUCUGAAUGAGAAUCUCGUGAAGCUGCUCUUCCGCAUUUUCGAUACGAACAACGACGAUCGCCUUUCGUAUACCGAAUUCAUUGGUGUGAUGAAUGAUCGCGUACGGCGCGGUUUCAAGGAAACUCCUCUGUUUUAUCGGUUUAAGGAUGUCAGUGGCUGGAUUUCCUAUAAAGUCUCCGAUUUGCAGCUUGAGAAUCUGAGAAAGGAUGCUUUUUUUUGCUUUGAAAUCUCAUCUGCGCUGGAAAAUCUUCGGGAACGUUUUUACUGGAAUUGUAUUGGUGAGAUUCCUAGUUGA
Gongylonema pulchrum is the source of this 444-nucleotide messenger RNA. The record is from the annotation of a GenBank genome assembly. Lineage: Eukaryota; Metazoa; Nematoda; Chromadorea; Rhabditida; Gongylonematidae.